Molecule: messenger RNA, 1191 nt
Organism: Scylla paramamosain (green mud crab)
Lineage: Eukaryota; Metazoa; Arthropoda; Malacostraca; Decapoda; Portunidae
Gene: gdl
Product: protein DGCR6-like
Exons: 6
Coding region: 519-1094 (191 amino acids)
Source: RefSeq, a predicted model, not a curated record
ACCAGUGUGUUGCGUCUCUGGGUGGUGUUAGUACACGUCUGUUUCAACUCCCAGCCUGACAGAUUUUUUUUUUUUUUUUGUGUAACCACGCCUACACAGUAGCUGCCAAGGCUUACCCAUGAGUUAAACCUUCUUUAGUUGGUAAUGAGGAAGGCGUGGGCUCUAGCAGUGGACACCCAAAGGCAUCAGUGGGUGAAAACAAGCAAAAUAAAGAAAAGUUUGGCUGUGAGAAGGUGCUCGACAGCCAGCCAUAGUGACGAGGAGGCAGGAAGGUAGAUAACCACCAUCACCACCAAAGGGAAGACGGCAAGUUCUAUGACUCCCUCCCUCUUCCUCUCCCUCGCCCUCACAAGAUGUCGGUGCAGAUAGAAAAAAAAGGCGCUAUGAGUGUUCUGCCAUCCCGCGCGGCUGGAAAAGAGAGGAAGUGCUGAGGAAAACUGGGCUGACCUGCGGUAAAGUAGAUAUGUAUUAUUACAGCCUCAAUAAUCAAGUUACUGCUCCAGUGUCCAGUCACAGCCAUGAAUGGAGAAAGGUCAGACUCAUCAGAUACUCAAGAAAAACUUUACAAGAUGCUUGAGAAGUUACAGAUGUUAGCAAGAGACAUUCCUGCUAAAUUUCAGCAGAGAUUGCCAUAUGACUUGCUCUCGUCUCUGGCUCACUGUCUGCUGGACAACACCACGUUUGAGAUCAUGCAGGAACUGGCUGAGCUGCAGCACAUGACUGAGAAGAUCCUUCACAAGCAACAUGCUCAGAUGGUCAACAAACAUAAAACGGAGAAAGACAGUCUACUCAAAUGUCACAAGGAAGAACUGACAGCAGCUGAGCGUCAGGGCAAGGCUCAUGUGCUGUCACGGCUACCGCGGCUACACCAGGAGCAGCUGACAGAACUCACCACUCGCCAUUCCCAGGAGACCACCAACACACAUCUUUUCAUCCAGAAUGUGCUCGACCAGAAGGUGGCAGAGCAACAGUCAACACUGCAGCAGGCGGGGGUGCCUGGGUUUCAUGUCACCAGUAACCCUAUGGAGAUCAAGGUUCAGAUGUACAUCAUGGGAUUUAUCAUGAAAAUUGGAGGGAUAAAAUUUCCUCACUAGCUCCAUUAUUUUGUAAGUCAAGUUUAAUGCAGACUGUAUUGUGUUUAAAUGUCUAACUUAUAAUUAUGGUUCUAAAAUAUAUUUUUAUACAUCUGUA